This is a messenger RNA of Glarea lozoyensis ATCC 20868, 1275 nucleotides long. RefSeq names its product Multidrug resistance efflux transporter EmrE. Gene Ontology annotation, biological process: UDP-galactose transmembrane transport. Bases 1 to 1275 code for a protein of 424 amino acids. Gene Ontology annotation, molecular function: UDP-galactose transmembrane transporter activity; UDP-glucose transmembrane transporter activity. The transcript is spliced from 3 exons. Gene Ontology annotation, cellular component: endoplasmic reticulum membrane; Golgi membrane. The record is from RefSeq and is a predicted model, not a curated record. Lineage: Eukaryota; Fungi; Ascomycota; Leotiomycetes; Helotiales; Helotiaceae.
AUGGGGAGAACGAAGCAGAGUACGCCUUUGCGCCGAGAGCCCUCCAGCGAGUAUGUUCAGGGCGAGGUCCGCGGGACACCUUCAAAGGGUGCGAGAAACAUUGGAAAUGGGAGAUCUAACGGUGAUCUGAUAAAUGGGACGGCCAAUGGAGAUGUUCUAAAGCCUGCUGUCUCGGCACAAAAAGAAGCUGGUUUAGUACAAUUGAUCUUCGCUGCUGGUGGUAUCUAUGGAUCUUUUUUGACUUGGGCUCUUUUACAAGAACGCCUUACAACAACACCAUACGGCAAUGCCAACGCGCCUGAGCUAUUCAAAUUCCCCGUGUUUCUCAACACGGUACAAUCGCUCUUCGCAGCUUUAACGGGAUAUAUGUACCUUCGAUUCGAUACAAAAGCCGGGACUUCACCCGCGCCUGUCUUUCCCAACAGCAGAAUUUUCGUUCCGCUCUUGCUCGUCGCUAUCACCUCCUCCCUCGCCUCUCCAUUCGGCUACGCAUCACUUGCACAUAUUGACUACAUUACAUUCAUUCUCGCCAAAUCAUGCAAGCUGCUACCUGUGAUGUUCCUACACGUUACAAUUUUCCAAAAGAGAUAUCCAUUGUACAAAUACUUGGUGGUUCUAGCGGUCACUUCUGGUGUUGCGGUCUUUACGUUGCAUGCAGGUUCGGGAAAGAAGAAGGCGAGCAAGGCGGAUUUGAACCCAGAUCGUAAUUCAAGCUGGGGGCUUCUUUUAUUGGCCGUCAAUUUGUUAUUUGAUGGCUUGACCAACACCACACAAGAUUACAUCUUCACGGCCAAUAAGGGUUAUAAGGGUCCACAGAUGAUGUGCGCGAAUAAUCUACUCAGCACCGCUCUGACUCUGACAUACCUCGGUCUUUCCCCAUAUAUUAUCCAUACUGGAAUUGGAGAGUACUUGGGAAUGGAUCUUUCUUCAGGAGGAGGUGGAGAGUUUGCUUCAGCUUUAGGAUUCAUGCGACGGAAUCCAGGUGUGUGGUAUGAUGUUCUUGGUUUCGCAGCUUGCGGUGCUAUCGGUCAAGUCUUUAUCUUCUAUACAUUAUCAACCUUCUCCUCUCUCCUUCUAGUCACCAUUACUGUAACCCGCAAAAUGCUCACCAUGAUCUUGUCCGUGAUGUGGUUCGGACAUCGUCUAGUCGGCAAGCAAUGGAUGGGUGUUGGGCUAGUGUUUGGCGGCGUGAUCACUGAGGGCGUAAUCACUAAAAUGGAAAAGGCGGCCAAGGAAAAGGCUAGGUUGGAGAAGGAAACGAAGAAGGAGCUGUAA